This is a messenger RNA of Aspergillus niger, 966 nucleotides long. RefSeq lists its product as uncharacterized. The record is from RefSeq and is a predicted model, not a curated record. Gene Ontology annotation, molecular function: phosphatidylinositol-3-phosphate binding; phosphatidylinositol-3,5-bisphosphate binding; protein binding. Gene Ontology annotation, biological process: protein localization to phagophore assembly site; protein lipidation; autophagy of mitochondrion. NCBI's taxonomy places the organism in Eukaryota, Fungi, Ascomycota, Eurotiomycetes, Eurotiales, Aspergillaceae. The coding region runs from base 1 to 966 and encodes 321 amino acids. The transcript is spliced from 3 exons. Gene Ontology annotation, cellular component: cytosol; phagophore assembly site membrane; extrinsic component of membrane.
AUGCUCGGCCAGACCAACUACCUAGCUAUCGUUGGCGGAGGGAGACAGCCAAAGUUUCCACAGAAUAAGCGGUCGCAGUUGGUUAUCUGGGAUGACGCAAGACAGAAAGCAGUAAUUACGCUGGAGUUCCGCACCUCGGUCCUGGGCGUCCGACUGUCCAAGUCGCGCAUCGUUGUCGCCCUCCUCAAUAGCAUCCACAUUUUCGCUUUCUCGAACCCGCCGCAGAAGCUCUCUUCUUUCGAGACAACGGAUAACCCACUGGGGCUGGCUUGUCUAGGGCAGGAGGUGCUCGCUUUCCCAGGUCGGUCCCCUGGCCAGGUCCAACUGGUGGAGCUCGAAACGGGGAACGUCAGCAUCAUUCCUGCCCACAGCACGCCGUUGCGCGCGAUGACUUUGAGUCCCGAUGGUGAAGUGUUGGCGACGGCGAGUGAAGCGGGCACAUUGGUCCGGGUCUUCUCUACGGCUAACUGCACCAAAAUGGCCGAGCUACGACGCGGUGUUGAUCAUGCAGUGAUAUUUUCGCUUGCCAUUUCGCCCUCGAAUCUUCUACUGGCUGUGACAUCUGAUAAAUCUACCCUGCACGUAUUCGACCUUCCUCAUCCUCGGCUACCCACAAACCGUACCCAAGCUGCAGCUUCCCCGACCGAAGAACCAACGAACCAGAAAUGGGGCAUUCUCGGGAAGAUUCCACUAUUGCCAAGGGUAUUCUCUGAUGUGUAUUCAUUCGCAAGCGCCCACUUUGAGAUGGGGGAAGAAGCACCACCUGGCUCACAUUAUGUCCCGCCCCUGGGUAACUCAUACGGGAGCCCCUCGAAAGGCGUGAUAGGUUGGCGCGAUGAUAGGACGAUUCUUGUUAUCGGUGCCGGCAGGGAUGGCCGGUGGGAGAAGUUCGUUCUGCGCGAUGGGGAUGAUGGAAAGCGGUAUUGCCUGAGAGAAGGCUGGAAAAGAUAUUUGGGGGGCAGCUGA